UCACAUAUCAUCACUACACUUCGUCUCUUGAAAAUAAAUUCCUUGGCUUUCUCGCACUUUCCCUCUCAUUUUCUCAUCAUCGAAACAGCAUUGUACAGCGAUUUUUAAAGAAUGUCCCUUUGUGCUUCCUUCAACGUAUUCGCUUCAUACUCACCCAAACCUAAAAGCUUCUUCAGAGAUUCCAAACUCGUUUCACAGAUUCAGGUAAAUUCGUCUGCUUUAACUUCAACUUUCCAAAUCCAUGAAUCCUCGACGAAUCUAAGAUUCAGGAGGAGGAGACUCAAACCAAUUUCAUCUCUAGACGCGGGAAUCUCAGAAAUCGCUACAUCGUCUUCCUUCAGGAACAAAAACCCCAGCGAUAUAAACGUUCUGGUGGUUGGUUCGACUGGGUACAUAGGUAGAUUCGUAGUGAAAGAGCUUAUCAAAAGAGGGUUCAAUGUGAUUGCUGUCGCGAGAGAGAAGAGUGGGAUCAGAGGGAAAAACGACAAGCAAGAGACGCUGAAUCAACUUCAAGGCGCGAAUGUGUGUUUCUCAGAUGUUACUCAAUUAGAUGCUCUUGAGAAAUCUGUUGAGGAUCUAGGUUUAGGCAUCGACGUUGUUGUUUCCUGUCUCGCUAGCCGUAAUGGAGGGAUCAAGGACUCGUGGAAGAUCGAUUACGAAGCCACAAAAAACAGUCUUUUCGCUGGUAAGAAAUUCGGUGCGAAGCAUUUCGUUUUGCUCUCUGCGAUCUGUGUGCAGAAGCCUCUCUUGGAGUUUCAGCGUGCGAAGCUCAAGUUCGAAGCAGAACUGAUGGAUUUAGCAGAGAGCCAAGACCCGAGCUUUACUUACAGUAUUGUGAGACCAACAGCUUUCUUCAAGAGCUUAGGUGGUCAAGUAGAGAUUGUGAAAGAUGGGAAACCGUAUGUGAUGUUCGGAGACGGUAAGCUAUGCGCUUGUAAACCGAUCAGCGAGCAGGAUUUAGCAGCGUUUAUAGCUGACUGCGUGUUGGAAGAGGACAAGAUCAAUCAGGUUUUGCCUAUUGGUGGACCAGGGAAGGCCUUAACGCCAAUGGAGCAAGGAGAGAUCUUGUUCAGGAUUCUUGGGAGAGAGCCUAAGUUCUUGAAAGUACCUAUAGAGAUCAUGGAUUUCGCGAUUGGAGUUCUUGAUUUUCUCGCAAAGAUCUUUCCUUCGGUUGGAGAAGCUGCUGAGUUUGGGAAGAUCGGGAGGUAUUACGCCGCGGAGAGUAUGUUGAUUCUUGAUCCAGAGACUGGAGAGUAUAGCGAAGAGAAGACACCGAGUUACGGGAAAGACACGCUUGAGGAUUUCUUUAAGAAAGUGAUCAGAGAAGGAAUGGCGGGUCAAGAGCUCGGCGAACAGUUUUUCUAGUGGUGAAAGUUUAUGCAAUAUUGAGCUUGGAUGUGUAUGUAACUGAUGAGAUUAUAAAUAUUAAAAUCUGUAUUCAUUGACUGCAACAACAAUAAGGAAACACAAGUUGCAGAGACAUUGGGUCUAAAAGUAA
Eutrema salsugineum is the source of this 1498-nucleotide messenger RNA. RefSeq names its product divinyl chlorophyllide a 8-vinyl-reductase, chloroplastic. Gene Ontology annotation, molecular function: oxidoreductase activity. The transcript has a single exon. NCBI's taxonomy places the organism in Eukaryota, Viridiplantae, Streptophyta, Magnoliopsida, Brassicales, Brassicaceae. Bases 112 to 1365 code for a protein of 417 amino acids. The record is from RefSeq and is a predicted model, not a curated record.